This is a messenger RNA of Nematostella vectensis (starlet sea anemone), 3362 nucleotides long. RefSeq lists its product as uncharacterized. The record is from RefSeq and is a predicted model, not a curated record. NCBI's taxonomy places the organism in Eukaryota, Metazoa, Cnidaria, Anthozoa, Actiniaria, Edwardsiidae. Bases 221 to 3274 code for a protein of 1017 amino acids. The transcript has 16 exons. Gene Ontology annotation, cellular component: extracellular region.
AUCUAUCAGGGCGUUUACGAUAUUCCUUGCUUGUGCUUCUUGAUCGGAAUAGAACAACCAAUCAGUUGGAGACAAAAUAACAUAUAAAAAUACAAACACUGUGCACUGGAUGAAACAGGAAUUGUGUGAUUAUUUCUUAUAACGUCUGCAAGGUUGUACCUUAACACAAACAUCAACACCCACACAAGUCUUCCCCAGUCCGCUAAAGAGUCUCAUCGCCAUGUGGCCCACGUCAAUCAUCUUGCUACUGGCAGCGCAAAGCAUUCUGGGCGAUGACAAGGACGAUUGGAUGAACGUGGGAGAUUGCGGAAAAGGCCUGAUCUGCGGUCCGCGAUGUCAGCAGCUUUGCCUCAUACAGCAUAACUACUAUCGCGCGCAGCACAAGCUUGCGCCUCUAAGGUGCGACCAUCAGUUAGCCGAGUCCGCGCAGGCCUGGACAGACGCACAGGCGCAGAAAGGUCGCCUUCUCAAGUCGCCAUGGAGAUCCCUGGGGAGGAUAGCGGAAAGCAUUGCCUGGAAGGAGUGGGCGUGGCAAGAGAUGACGCACACGAGGGCCGCUGUACCUAGCGCGGUGAGGAGUUGGUACUCGGAGCAGAAAGACCCGUCUUCGCCCAACACCCACUACCUCACGAUAGUACGUAAUGACGUCACUCGACUAGGGUGUGGCCUCCACGUGAGGCCCAAUGACGGGACAUACGUCACGGCGCAUUACGCAAUCAAUCCCAGUUUGCAGCAAGACAGUCCUGAGGGUCACGAUGCUUCAGCGCUACAGCCCGCCAGACCAGAGCCUGCGUGCCAGGUCAAAUCCGCUCAGCGACGCCCUUGUGGGGACGUGCGCAGUCCCUACGUCACACCAGACGAGUGUAUAAAGGCUAAUUGUUGCUAUGACGACAUGUUUCUCGAUGAGCCCGCAGUACCUUGGUACAGCGAUGCUGGUCGCGUAUGGUGCUACUCUAGCAAGCCGGGAGUGCCAAGGAAAAAUGAAAUAGAUGGAUCCUUUUUCCACACUGCUGUGAAAGAGCAAUUCAACGAUGUUCCUCCAGUAGCGGAGGAGGCAGAUGUUCAAAUCAAAACGUACAAAGGGGAACCUCUACAUGACGAGCUAACGAGCAAUGCUACAGAGAAGCUGUCAGAUAGUGCUAUAGAUAAGGUGUACGGAGGCCAGGACACGUCGUGGAUGAACGUAGGCAACUGCGGACAGGGACUAACCUGUGAUCCUGAAUGUCAGCUGCUCUGCCUCAAGUGGCAUAACUACUAUCGCGCCCUGCACGAUGCUCCACCCAUGUCAUGUGACCCCAAGCUCGCUAAGUCUGCUCAGGAAUGGACGGAUCAGCAAGCUAAAGAACUCAAGCCGUACCACUCCACUUUGACGGGCCUUACCGAGAGCAUCUCGUGGAGAGGAUGGGGGUGGACGGGACAAAAGGUCAUGAAAGGUGCCAUACCUGGCGCAGUGCAGGGAUGGUACUCAGAAAUCAAGGAUGACUACAAUUUCAAAACCGGCAAAGGAGCUCCAGGAAAAGCCAUUGGUCAUUUUCAGGCAGUGGUUUGGAAAGGCGAGACCAAGUUAGGGUGUGGUCUGACCUUCAAGCCUGGAGAUCCCAAAAAUGGAUAUUAUGGAACAUACGUCACGGCUCAUUACGCGCCGCCAUCAAACACCGGGGACAAAGAGAAACUAACACCUUCUAAUGUGUUACCGCGCCAUGACCCAGAGCCUGGCUGUGAUGUGCUGUCUGCUGACCGUGAGGAGUGCAGUAACACAGAGGAUGGCAAAGCCCCGUAUGUGACCCCAGAAUAUUGUGUCAAGAUGGGCUGUUGUUUUGAUGACACGUACAUGAAGGAGAAAAAGGUCACAUUUUACAGUGGCAAGCCAUGGUGCUUCAAAAAGAAGAGUGGUGCUGGUGGAGGCCCCAAGCCAACAACAUCACCCGCCACUACACCAACAUCCGGGACAGAAGGCGCCGGCACAGGGGGCCCCGGCACAGGGGGCCCGAGCGGCAGCAGCAAUCCGCCUACCACAGGCACCCCAGCCAGUGCCUCCCCUACAGCACCAGGAGUGAAAGGAGGAGCCAACGGAGGAGACUGCUUCAGAGAUUCCUGUUACAUCUUCUCCAGCGAGGGAACUUCGUGGACCGAAAACAGGGAGAAAUGCAAGAGCCGAAACGGUGACCUUGUCUCCAUGGAGACGGAAGAGGAGUGGUCAUUUAUCAACAAAAAGAUACAGUCGCUUAGCAACGCCUUCUCGGACGAAUGGCACAUUGGACUGAAGCAGAACGGAAACAGCUGGAACUGGGUGAAUGGAAAACCGCUGGCAAUUGAUCAUUGGCAGCCGAGCCAGCCCUCCGGGGACGGGGAAUAUGUUGUCAUCGCAAAGGAGUACCCUCCGGGGACCCAAGGGGGAUUCAACGACCUUCGUGACGAUACAUUCAAGGGAUACAUCUGCGAAGUAGCAAGAGAUGACGUCUCUUCCCAGCCAACCCAACCCAACGCCAAUACCAUACCAACCCCCGUCACCCACACGGGCCCCACAGCGCGUACGACUUUUUCUACAAACUCUGGUUCUACGAUGGGGUCUACAUCAGUGGGGACGUCUGGUCCAGGGGGGUCUACAUCAGGGGGAACAUCUGGUCCAGGGGGGGCUACCUCAGGAGGAACAUCUGGUCCAGGGGGUGCUACCUUAGGGGGAACAUCUGGUGUGAGUACAGCACCGACGGCGGUACCAACCACCAGCUCAGCCACGUCAGGAGGAGGAGGAGGAGCUGAAGAACAGAUUGCUCUUGACGUACACAACAAGUUCCGCAAAGUACAUGACGCGCCGCCGAUGAAGUUGAACGCGGAAAUGUCCAAGUCGGCUAAAGCAUACGCCGAGAAACUCGCGCAGAUGGGUAAACUGGUGCACUCGAAAGACAACGAGUUUGGGGAGAACCUGUGGUUUAUGUGCUCCUCCAGCAAAGAACAAACCCCGGAAAAAGCAGUCACAGACUGGUACAAUGAAAUCUGUAAACCCGGUUACGACUUCAAUAAGCCUGGUUUUAGCUCGGGGACUGGGCACUUUACGCAAGUGGUCUGGAAGGGUAGCGUUGAGCUAGGCUUCGGAGGAGGUCGAGCCGGAAGAUGCACGUAUCACGUGGGUCGGUAUAAGAAGGCAGGUAAUAUGCUGGGAGACUUCCCAAACAAUGUAGUGAAAGGAAGUUUCGACCGCGCAUCUUACUGUGCGAAUGUUAAAAACGAUAAACCGAUGAAAGAUUCCGAGGAGAAAUUCUCAGGAGUCUUAUAAGUUCUGAAUUAGGUUGGAAAUUAUAUUUUAAUGUAAACUAAGAAUAAGUAACAAAAAUGAAAUAAAACUACGAAUAUUUUAGUUGUGA